GCACUUACGGAUACCUGUAACGCUGUAGCUCGACGCCUAUCGCUGCUGUUCGCCGUCGACAUCACGUAACGUUUCUAGCUAAACACCUCAACCUCAAUUCUCUACAGCCACGCGCACCCUCCGAAAUCGACAGCAACAUCGAAAUCGCAACAAUGUCUCUGGCCUCAAGAAUCCUCUCUUCCAGCAGCCGCGCGCUCGCUAGCCGAACCUUUAGCACCUCUGCCCGACGAAUGGCCGAUGCCUCGCCUCUUCCUGCUCGGAAACCCUUGGGAGCCUUCCGUGGAGGACUCUUCGGUUUCCUCCUCGGUAGCUUCCUCUCCGGCAGCGCCGCCUACAGCUACCUUCUCAAGGAAUACAAGACUGCCAACGACCUGUUGACUGAGGAUAUCUACACUCUUCAGGCUUCCAUCACCCGCCUUAGCAACCACGUCCAGGCUCUCGAGACCAGGAUGCAGGGCAAGAAAUAAAUGGACAGGAAAGCACGAGCGAUGAAAACUGUAUAAAAGAGUUUGGGUUGGGAGACAGUGUAAACUCUCGCUCGCUAGGUGGAAGCGGUGGUAUCAUGACGCCUCUCAUCAUGUCCUAUCCCAGGGCUACGAGGAAACAUUAUCACGGAAAGCUGAGGAAGAUCUGUACGAUUCUGUACCACGACAUUAGCACAUCUGCAAAAGUUAGUUAUCAAGCAUGUUGCAGUUUGCACGAGCAAACGCGUAGCAAAUCACUGUUCAUUCAUUGUAUGAAAAAGACGUCAAAUGUAGUCAAGUC
Messenger RNA from Fusarium graminearum PH-1, 765 nucleotides. RefSeq lists its product as uncharacterized. The record is from RefSeq and is a predicted model, not a curated record. NCBI's taxonomy places the organism in Eukaryota, Fungi, Ascomycota, Sordariomycetes, Hypocreales, Nectriaceae. Bases 153 to 467 code for a protein of 104 amino acids. The transcript has 3 exons.